Molecule: messenger RNA, 2284 nt
Organism: Alosa sapidissima (American shad)
Lineage: Eukaryota; Metazoa; Chordata; Actinopteri; Clupeiformes; Clupeidae
Product: retinitis pigmentosa 1-like 1 protein
Exons: 5
Coding region: 174-1493 (439 amino acids)
Source: RefSeq, a predicted model, not a curated record
GGUACUUUCUGAUGCUCUCCCCAUGAGGUCCUUCUGCCUAUCCUCUCCAUUCAGUUGAUCAAACACUUGAUCAAAAAAUCCAGGCCGUGUCGGUGCUCCUGCAAGCAAAUAGGUAGGCUACUCUAAUCUGCAAACUCUUCCCUGACCUCAGUUUAAAUCAAGACAGAGUUAAGAUGACAGCAAAGCACCGCAGAGGAAAAAGCAGCAACAAACACGAAGAAAAUUCUUACAAACAUGACUCUCUGGAACCAGAGGAGCGGCCAGGAAACAACCUUGCUUUGUUGCUUGUUUUAUUUCUCAUUAUCGUUAUUGGAGGAGCCACCGUCGGCUGGUUCUGCUUCCAGCAGCAGCAAACACUAACCUAUUUAACUGAUAACCUCAUGGGCAUGCAGAUGAAAAUGGUGAAGUUGCAGUCUUUCCAGGAGGAAUUGCGAAAGUCAACCGAGAAGCAUGGCAUGGAGGGCAUUGAGCAGCGCUUGCACUCGUUGGAGGAGUCUUACUCUCUGGCCCAGAAACAAGUGGGUAUGGCCCUAGCCACGGCCGAGCAGCUCAAGACAUCGGACCUGCCCGCCCAGGUUCUGUCCCUGCACACCGAGAUGAAGGCCCGGUUAGCGGAGAUGCAGCAGGCCACCGUCUCGUCUGAUCAGUUGGCCCAGCUGGAGGCCACGCUCAGCGAACAGAGCCAGGAGUUCGAGGCCAUCAAGCAACAAGUGCAAGGACUAGCUGGGGUGAGCGCAGAGCUGGCCCAGAACUUGGAGAACCUCUCAGGGAGCCUGUUGGCUAGUGAGGCAAAGGUGGACGACAGGACGGCCUCCAUUGGGGCCCUUGGCGCCCAACUGGAGGACCAAGCUGCUAAGCUUCAAGGCCUGAACGAGCUGCUUGCUGCACAGCAGGCUGAACUGGAAACCAGCACUCAAGAUAUUGCAGGCGUGAAAGCGUUACUGGAGGCCGAGGGGGUCCAGCGGUCCCAGCAGGCUAACGUGGAGGAACAGCUGAGUGUGAUGCGCGCGGGCCUCAAAGAGCAGAGCAAGGCUGCCCAGGAUCUUCACUCCGAGCUCCUGGCCCAGCUACAGGCCAUUCAGAGUCAGGUGGCCCAGCUGGAAAAUGGUGGUGUGCUGGAGGCAGCUCCUGCAGUGGAGGCAGAGGAAGCACCAGUUGCAGCCACUGAAGAAACGGCAGCAGCCGAAGUAGCAGAGGCCGUCGAGGAGGCCGUCGAGGAGGCCGUCGAGGAGGCCGUCGAGGAGGCCGUCGAGGACAAUGCGGUGAUUGAGGCAGAGGAGGCCUCAGCGGGCGAGGAGGAGGUGGUGCAGGAAGUGGAGCAGGAAGCCGUGGAAGAGGCCUCUGCUCCGGAGGAGGUGGAGCCUGCUCCUGCUGCUACUACUACUGAAGAGUUAGCGGAGACGAGUGAGGACAUGGCAGCUUCAGAACCAGAGGUAGAAGCGGAGGAGGCAGAGCCGGAGCCGCCGGCAGAAGACACGUCUGCAGAAGAAUAAUAGUUACUGUAUCUGGACACGGUUUCACAAGGAGAAUCUUCCACCAAACCCAGUGAUGAGGACAGAAUAGACAGUUCCACGUGUCUUAAGACUAGCAGGACAAUAAAACAAGAAGUUAAGAAGGCGUUAACUUUGUUUUCCUCACAAACAGCAACCAGGUCACAUACGAGGGUUCAUUUUGCAAAGACAGAACAGAAACGGCUUGUUUUUUUGGAGGGUACCUUGGCCAGAGGAUUUUACAAUAUGCAGGACACUCUGGUGCCAAUACCAACCUUGUAAGCCUUAACGUUUUAUACCAACACAGUUGUCUUUCUAGAGUUUUUAAAAUCACACUUCACUUUUACUGCACUACCCUUAGAUAAAAUCAGUACUGUAUCUUUUUCUGCCGCCAAACUUUUUUUCAAAGUGUCCCAUGAAAUGUGAUCGCUGUUUUUGUGAGAAUGACUUUGCCUUCUGUCUCUUUCUGGGGAGCACUUUUUGUGAACGGGAUGCACCCCAGACUCUUGGAAAUGACAUCCCAGUGCUAUCAGGUUUGUUUAUACAGUAGAGGAAGUAAGAGUACUGGGGGGAGAGCUCUAUGUCAGAAAGGGAAUUGGGGAGGAAGGGAAAUGGUUGCUGCGCUAAUUGAGAAUGGGUUCUAAUGUCUUUUGAUUUCACUUACUUCUAGAAUGUUCUGUGAUCUCACUCCAGGCUCACUAUCAAAUGGUGCUUUUUGCACACUUCAUCUUGGGUCUGAAAAAAUGUAAUUUUUUUGAAAUAAAUGCUGGAUUCACCCCCUUUUUAAUACUUGA